Messenger RNA from Punica granatum (pomegranate), 986 nucleotides. Lineage: Eukaryota; Viridiplantae; Streptophyta; Magnoliopsida; Myrtales; Lythraceae. The record is from RefSeq and is a predicted model, not a curated record.
UUCCAGGAAGAAGAAGAAGAAGAAGAAGAGCAGCUGAAGCUAAUCUAGAGAGAGAUAGUGGUAGAAGAGCAAGUUUGCGUGUAUUCUCUCUGCGAAGUGAAGUAUUGGAGGGUUUUGUUGCUGAAGAGAAGAGAUGGCAACCCUGGGGAGGACCGUGGCCGGGCCACUGCUGUUCCUUAACUUCGUCAUGUACCUCAUCGUGAUCGGGUUCGCGAGCUGGUGCCUCAACCGCGUCAUCAACGGCCAGACCAAUCAUCCCAGUUUUGGAGGCAACGGGGCGACCAUGUUCUUCCUUAUCUUUGCGCUGCUGGCGGGGGUGAUCGGGGUGGUAUCGAAGUUGGCAGGGGCCAGCCAUGUAAGGGCGUGGAGGAAUGAUAGCUUGGCAGCAGCUGGGUCCUCUGCUCUCGUUGCAUGGGCCAUCACUGCUCUUGCCUUUGGGUUGGCAUGCAAGGAGAUACACAUAGGAGGGUGGAGAGGUUGGAGACUUCGGGUGUUGGAGGCCUUCAUCAUAAUCCUGACCUUCACCCAACUUCUCUACAUCCUCUUGCUCCACGCCGGCCUCUUCAGCAGCCGCUACGGUCCUGGCUACAGGGAUCCCGACUAUACUACCGGGGUGCCCGGGGAUCCCGUGUCCAAGGGAACGACCGCCGCACCUAGAGUCUAAAUAGCACUUUGCAUAAUCAUCCUGUUUCCCGCUAUUAUGCAGUUGUAAUUUUUGUGUUUAUCGCGUUUUCACGAUGUACGAGGAUCUUCUUGGUAUGUGGUUGGUAUAUGUCCUUGUCGUACUGUGUAUGAAUGUUGGAUAUUCGUUGCGUGUAAGUUUUAUUUUGUGCUCCUGUUUUGGGCCUCUGAUUGUUCCUGGCGGACUCUUGCACUGACGCUGUUUAAAAACUUCUUAGUAUUUUUUUUCCCCUUUUGGUAUUGUUUCAAGUUGAGUAUGAAAAUGUUCUUAAUUUUGUUAAUUUAAAAGAUUUGUUCUUGCUGCA